AUGUAUGACAGCUUCACGUUGGGUGCGCUGAGGUCAUAUGUGCACGAUUUAUUUCGCCGCAACGAGAUACCAACGGUCGGGAAGAUAACUAACGAGUUCCCGAAGCGUAUGGAUCUCCCAUCAUUUGUGCGUCACCUGCUUGCAGAAAUAGGCUUCAGGCCCGAGAAGCGGAGCCGCAACUCGCUGCUUAUUGACCAGGAAGACAUCGCCGAGUGGCGGAAUCACUACCUUCGUGACAUGGAGCGCUACGUGGCAGAAGGCCGAAAGAUAUUCUUCCUGGACGAGGCAUGGCUGAUGGUGGUACACACUCGGACGAUCAUGUGGACAGACUCCGUGCUGCAGAAGCGCGGACGCCUGUUCACUCGAGCAUAUGGCCUGUCGACGGGUCUGAAAAAACCUUCAGGGAAAGGCCUGUGCCUGAUCAUGACGCAUGUCGGUAGCGAAAGUCGCUUCGUCGACGACUGUUUGAAUGUAUUCCGAGGCCGAAAAACAGGUGACUACCAUGAAGAAAUGGACGAAAUGGCUUCGUGA
Dermacentor albipictus is the source of this 531-nucleotide messenger RNA. RefSeq lists its product as uncharacterized. Lineage: Eukaryota; Metazoa; Arthropoda; Arachnida; Ixodida; Ixodidae. The record is from RefSeq and is a predicted model, not a curated record.